Messenger RNA from Pistacia vera, 1380 nucleotides. Its product is annotated as ethylene-responsive transcription factor ERN1-like. The transcript has a single exon. Gene Ontology annotation, biological process: regulation of DNA-templated transcription. Gene Ontology annotation, molecular function: DNA binding; DNA-binding transcription factor activity. Lineage: Eukaryota; Viridiplantae; Streptophyta; Magnoliopsida; Sapindales; Anacardiaceae. The record is from RefSeq and is a predicted model, not a curated record. Bases 106 to 1269 code for a protein of 387 amino acids.
AAAAACCCCCCCACACUCAACACAAACAACUUAAACAAAUUAGACCCAUCAAAAACCAAAAUCUUAGAACAAUCUUUUACCAAGUAUUAAAAACAACAACACUAAAUGGCAAGGAAGAGAAAGGCUUGUGAUGAAGGAGCGGUGGUGGAAGAGAAAAUUAAUAGUAAUAUGGAAGGAAACAUGAGUUGGGAUGAGAUGGUGAAGGAGGCUGCAGUGGCCGCCGCAUUGGGAGGAGCAAGGCGUGCUCGAAAGCGAUUUGUGGGCGUCCGGCAGCGGCCGUCGGGCCGAUGGGUUGCUGAAAUCAAGGACACCAUACAGAAGAUAAGAGUGUGGUUGGGGACUUUUGACACAGCUGAGGAAGCUGCAAGGGCCUAUGAUGAAGCUGCCUGCCUGCUAAGGGGAGCCAAUACAAGGACAAACUUCUGGCCUUGUUCACCAUCAACUUAUGCAACUCCGGCUCUUCCCUCAAAGAUCACAAACCUUCUUCUUCAAAGACUCAAAGCGAAGAACAAUUCAGCCUCUUCUGCGUCGAUUUCUUCGCCUGUGAAUCCGCAAGAAAAUCAGCUUCAUCAAGUAGAGGAGUAUAGUAAUAAUAAACAAGAACAAGCAGUUGCAGCUGAGCAUUUCAACGGUUCACAGUUCACUGAUUUUCUUAACGAUCCUGAAGAUUAUUACACCAAUGAUAAUAUCAUUACCACUAAUGGAAGUACUCUUGAUUCGAUGACAAACAGUUUCGAGUCUUGUUUGACUGAAAAAGAAGAAGACUAUGCAGGCCAAUGUUCCAGUGCUGACGGCGAAUUAUAUCAAGAACAAGAAGAAUAUAAUGAAGUUGAGCCUAUCGACUUUCAUUUCCUCGACGACGUUGACUCUUCGAGUUUCUAUUCUCCAUUUGAGAUGGCAGAAGACAUAGAGGAGCCAAUGGAAGCCGGAGAGAAUUAUGCAGAUGAGCCAUCAAUGCUGAGAGCUGCAAUGAAGAGAAUGAAAUAUGAGAGGAAAUUCUCAGCUUCUUUGUAUGCCUUCAAUGGCAUCACAGAGUGCUUGAAAUUGAAGCUGGGAUCAGUGAAUGUGAAUGGGAAAGGCAAAUCAGAACAAGUAACAAAACUUCAAAAUGCUUGUAACAAGAACAAGUUAAUGGAAGAGGAUGAAAUUCAAGAGAAGAAAGAGGAAGAAGAAGAGAACAAGGAGGAAGUUAUCAGUUCAAGCAAUAUUGAAGGAGAACUGUCACUUUGGAGCUCACUUGAUCUCCCACCAAUCUGCUUUGUCAACUAAUCGACAACAUACACCAACGUAGAUGAGCGUCGCUCGCAAUAGGAAUAUAUCAUGAAAAGAUGAUUUUGAUGAUAUGGUCUAAUUGAUUCAUUACUGAACUUACUUUAUAUG